Pomacea canaliculata is the source of this 826-nucleotide messenger RNA. Its product is annotated as solute carrier family 22 member 3-like. Bases 145 to 738 code for a protein of 197 amino acids. NCBI's taxonomy places the organism in Eukaryota, Metazoa, Mollusca, Gastropoda, Architaenioglossa, Ampullariidae. Gene Ontology annotation, cellular component: membrane. Gene Ontology annotation, molecular function: transmembrane transporter activity. The record is from RefSeq and is a predicted model, not a curated record. The transcript is spliced from 5 exons. Gene Ontology annotation, biological process: transmembrane transport.
AGCCCCACAGCUUCCCUGGUCAGAACCAUUCCUCCAGACCCGACCGAACAACAGACUCCAAUCAGGCAGCUCUUCAGUAACUGGCAUCUGAGGAAAUUUUUGUUUGUUUUCAUUUUUGUUUCUUUUGUAGACAGCUUGAUCUAUAUGUCUCUCUAUCUGAACACGGCGUCGCUUGCUGGAAACCUGUAUAUCAACUUCUUCCUCAGUACCUUCAUAGAGGGAACUUCGUGUGUGCUGAUGUUCUUUUUGCUCGAGAGGUUGGGAAGAAAGCUGACCACUUCCAUCUUCUUGUUUAUUACUGGUACAAGUCUCACAGCAAGAAGUAUUACUGUGAGCUUUAAAGACAGCAAUAUCCUCCAUAUACUUGGAACCGUGUUUGCUAUGUUCGCACGCUUUGGUAUCGGUGGAUCGACGAGUUGUCUUUUCCUGUAUAUACCUGAGCUUUUCCCCACAAAGAUAAGAAACUUUGCUCUGGGAUUGUCCACGGCCGGAUUGACGUUCGGUGGGAUGCUUGCUCCGUUCACAACUUUCUUGGCGGAAGUUGGGGUCUGGUUGCCUUGCGCUAUUUAUGGCACUUGCUGUAUCUUGGCGGUGCUCAUGCUGCGCCUUCUGCCGGAGACCAAGGGCAGAGAACUCGCACAGACUGUUGCUGACAUUGAGGCUUGGUGUGUAGCGAAGUCCCCAUCUGUUCAGAAGUGCAAAUCUUCAGAAGCAGACCAAGAAAUGGUUGCAGUAUAAUAACUGUCGCCUUCUGCUUUGGCUCCAGAAAAGAGAUUUGUAACAAAUCAUUUCGCCUUAUCCUUUUCGUCUUAUUGUUGUUAGCAAU